GGAGAAAUGGUUGCGUCGAGUUUUACGGAGCGUGUAACGGAAUAUUUUGAGGGAUGAACAUCAACCCCUAACAGUCGGCUACAAAACCGACGUGCACGUUGAUUAAAUUUUCAGUUCGUCGGUUCGUGUCUUGUGGUUCAUUCAGCUAUGAUACGAGUACAUUAAAGUGCGAUACAAUUACGAAUACGAAUACAUUACGAUAUCGUGUUUUUUCGCCGGCUUAAAAAUUUUUCUUUUUUUGUCAAAAAUGUCAACCGCCGAUAACAUGUGUUGUAGUUGUGCCGAUGAUAAAAACAUUAAUUCCGAUUUAAGCGGUAUAAAAUUAUUCAAGUCGAUGGUGCGACGAGUUCGUCAAAAAAUAUCCGAAAGUAAAUUAGUAAAAUCACCCAGCGGUAACGAGCUAACUUCCGUGAUCAACAAAACCGAACGAAUGUCUUUGGACGAAUCCUCAUCUGGUAACCGAUCACCAACCGAUACAGCCAAAUCUUUCUGUACCACACAUACCGGCGAUGAUUGUAAAUCACGUAUGAGCGGAUACAGCAGUGAUUCCGGUACCGAGAAAUCCAGACGAAGUUCCAGAGUUAGAAUUCGUCAAAAGGUCAGAUCACGAUCGAAAUCCGAUGGCAGAAGGAUCGAAAAGAAACCAAAGAAAAUUCUUCGAGCACCACCAACUUAUAUUUAUGUCAGAGGCUUAUCCGGUAUACCAACUCAAAGAAUUAGAGUUCGUUAAUAACGAGUAUACUUAACGAUUUAUUGAAUGAGUUUUUUUUUCAUUGUGUAUAUCACCCUCUGUUUUUCAAUUAUUUUAAUAUAAGAAUUAUCGUAACUGUUACAACUCGAUGAAAUAUUUUUCUAUUUUAUUUUGGGUACGUAUACUUACGAAAAAUUAUCUACCUACCGAAUUUUUUUGUGUCUAAUGUGUAAUUGUUUUGUUACUUAAUGUGUUUUAUUUAUUUUCCCCCCUUUUUUAAAAAUUAAUGUUUCAUACAUUACGUUUGUUUUCUUAUUUCUAUCUAAUUCUUUCUUAUGACCACACGGUAUAAUUUCUUAUAUUCAUAUCAACGAUACGAUUACGUUGAAAAAUUUUUCUAUUGUAUAUUUACUUUUAAUAAAUGGUUCCAUUUUA
This is a messenger RNA of Planococcus citri (citrus mealybug), 1126 nucleotides long. RefSeq lists its product as uncharacterized. NCBI's taxonomy places the organism in Eukaryota, Metazoa, Arthropoda, Insecta, Hemiptera, Pseudococcidae. The transcript has a single exon. The record is from RefSeq and is a predicted model, not a curated record. The coding region runs from base 248 to 730 and encodes 160 amino acids.